ACCAAGAAUUGCACUUUGAACAAAAUGCCUGUCACCGAACUUGCACUUCUCCGACUUCGCCCAGGUACGGAAUGGCCGACAGCAGAGUUGAAUGCAAAACUACGACAAGCCAAACGUGUCAUGGAGACGGCCAGCGGCUUCGACUUUCGCUAUUUUCGCGCUGUGGAGGAUCCGGACGUGAUCUUCAUUUUUGGCGCUUGGCCAUCUGUCGAGUUUCAUAUGACCAACUUCAUUCCAAGUCAAGACAACCAAGAAUUACUUGAACUGCUCAAGGAUCAGGUCACUGUUGAAUGGAUGUUUCACCUGGAUAUCGAUCAAACUCAUUCUCCUCCUCCGUGGCACACGAAUGUGAUUGCGGUCGUGCGGCAUUUUAUUACAGAUGGCGAGAAAGAGAGCUUCAAAGCCACGUUCGAAACGAAUAAACACCACCUUGAAGCAUUCAUUGGAGGAUCUGACCGAGUAGUGGGAGGCUGGAGAAUAGACAAGGGGUUUGACCCAUCACUGGAAGGAGAAGUUAAGAGCGAAUACGUCCUUAUAACGGGCUGGAGGAGCGUGGAACAGCACCAUGAUUUUGCGAAGACGGAUGGAUUCGAGAAAUACGGUCAGAUCAGGAACCAUCUUGCUGGGGCAGAGAUCAAGCAUGCGGUACGGCUCGAUUUGGAAGAGGAGGCACAGGCCCAUGUUGAUGGUUGAGAAGAAGCGGCAUGGCCGGCCUCGUGUCGUCAGAGUAAGGAAAGUACUGUACUCGUAGAGAGUGCUCCCAUCGACUAUCUAGGUAUUAGUCAGGUGUGGCUUGAACUGAUGCACGAAAUAUCCGUAGGUGUGAGAGAUUUUUUGAUGUUGCAGCAUUGAUACGAGACGAAGAACAUGGGGUAAUUGUCCGAGCUAGUCACAAG
This is a messenger RNA of Exophiala oligosperma, 896 nucleotides long. RefSeq lists its product as uncharacterized. The transcript has a single exon. The record is from RefSeq and is a predicted model, not a curated record. The coding region runs from base 25 to 693 and encodes 222 amino acids. NCBI's taxonomy places the organism in Eukaryota, Fungi, Ascomycota, Eurotiomycetes, Chaetothyriales, Herpotrichiellaceae.